UACACAAGUUCUACAAGCAAGAAUGAGAAAAAGAGGAUUAUAAUGUGAUUAGGAAUGAUUUUGCGAUGCUUUACGAGUCACCACUGAGGGAGGCUGAAGAAUCGUCAGCUUGACAGUGAACAGAUUUCCACGAGAUUCCCACGGAGCUCUUGUGAGCGAGAUGAACAACCCGCCGGUGUGAUCGUGCACAUGGAGAGCGCGAUCCACGGCGCGUGAACGUACGCACGGAGAUCAGUGUAUUCUCUGCGCUUUGGACACUUUAGACACCAUCCUUACCGGAUGUUCUUAGAAAUCUUCGUCUGCAGAUACAGUUUCAUUUUUAAUUGAUCUAUUUGUAUUUUGCGUUACUUAUUUAUUUCCAACGAAACACUAACAGACACAUACAUUAUGUUGAAAUAAAGGGAUUUUUCGAACCCCUCAUACAAUAGUGUUUCUCCACGGACAGCUUCUUCAGUCUCCAUCCAUCCUUCUUUCGAGCUAUAUAGGAUGCAGCAGGAAUGAUCCCGGUCCAGCGCGUUAAAGCUCAGCCUCAGCUGUGGCACGUGAGCGCCGAAGCUCCUCCGUGGCUCUGGAUGGUCCCGAACACCUCCGGACUGUGUAGGGUGGGUUCUGCUCCUCCGGUGCUCAUCGCCUCUCGCCCUCCUCCGGUGAUCCAGACGGUCUCGGGAUGGCAGAUGUCCUGCGAUCCGUUCGUGCCUGUGAUGCGCACUGCCGCCACGGAACCUGCGACCAUCAGUCAGUUCAGUCUGCCCAGUGUUCAGUGGGAGAUGCCUUCCAGGCCUCAUGUGUUGGGUUUCCAACCUUCUACAAGUGUGGAUCUACUUCCAGUGUUUCCUCAUGUAUACCGGACGGUCCUGCCUCCACACUACGGCAAGGGCUGGGUGGAAAAACGUGUGCCUGACUACAAGUUUUAUCUAAACAACACUUUAGCUCUUGAGACCACCUGGAUCAGUCCAGAGGAAAUGGGAAUUUUCCAGCGUCAGGAAAAACCACUGCUGAGGACAAAUCAAACGGCGUUGAGCAUAUGUAGGCCAGCUGCAGCCUCCAGGAAUAUUCACACUCUACUGCUGACACCCAGGCGUGUUUCAGAUGACAAAGUCUAUAAUGAGAAGAAGUGA
Sinocyclocheilus grahami is the source of this 1118-nucleotide messenger RNA. It is a transcript of the gene tcerg1l, whose product is annotated as transcription elongation regulator 1 like. The record is from RefSeq and is a predicted model, not a curated record. The coding region runs from base 498 to 1118 and encodes 206 amino acids. NCBI's taxonomy places the organism in Eukaryota, Metazoa, Chordata, Actinopteri, Cypriniformes, Cyprinidae. The transcript has 5 exons.